AUGUAUCUUCAGGAAGAAAAUCUAAGGAAUCAGUCUUCUAUCACACACUUUCUUCUCUUGGGUUUAUCUGAAGUUCAUGAAUUACAGAUUCUACUUGCCAUUGUGUUCCUUGUUUACUAUCUGGUAGCAGUUGGAGUAAAUCUUCUCAUCAUCUCUGCAGUAGUUGCUGACCACCACUUACAUAACCCCAUGCACUUCUUUCUGAUGAACCUGGCCAUACAGGAUAUAGGACAAGUUUCAGUCAUAGUCCCCAAAUCCAUGGCAAAUUCCCUCAUGGACGCUAGACACAUUUCGUAUUCUGGAUGUGUUGCUCAAGUGCUUUUCCAUCUCAUCUUUAUAUCAUCUGAUCUCUCUCUUCUCACAGUUAUGGCCUAUGACAGGUAUGUUGCUAUCUGCCAUCCAUUGCAAUAUGACUUGUUGAUGAACAAGCAAGCCUGCCUGCAAAUAAUUGCUAUUGUUUGGAUCAGCAGCUUUCUGUAUGGAGCAUUACAUGCAGGAGGUACCUUUGCAGUCCCCUUUUGCUCCAACGUUGUCAACCAAUUUUUCUGUGAAAUCCCACAAUUAAUGAAGCUUGCCUGCUCUGACCUGUAUCUAAUUGAAGUUGGACUUAUUUUGUUAAGUGUUGUGAUUGUAGUAGGAUGUUCUAUUUUUAUUCUUGUGACUUAUGUGUACAUUUUUAUAGCAGUGUUGAAAAUUCCAUCUGUGCAAGGAAGGCAGAAAGCGUUCUCAACUUGCCUUCCCCAUCUCAUUGUAGUGUCCAUACUUAUAUUCACGGGAUCUUUCGUUUAUAUCAAGCCAUCCUCGAAUUCUUCAUAUCUUAAUUUGGUAAUGACUGUAUUAUAUUCUUUGCUUCCCCCUUUAAUGAAUCCAAUAAUCUACAGCAUGAGAAACAAGGGAAUUAAAAAUGCUGUAUUCAAAGUCUUAGGUACUACUCUUCUCUCAAUCCUAAUUCUACAAAAGUGA
Pogona vitticeps (central bearded dragon) is the source of this 963-nucleotide messenger RNA. Its product is annotated as olfactory receptor 14A16-like. NCBI's taxonomy places the organism in Eukaryota, Metazoa, Chordata, Lepidosauria, Squamata, Agamidae. Gene Ontology annotation, biological process: G protein-coupled receptor signaling pathway. The record is from RefSeq and is a predicted model, not a curated record. Gene Ontology annotation, cellular component: membrane. Gene Ontology annotation, molecular function: olfactory receptor activity; G protein-coupled receptor activity.